CAAAUACUUGUUCCCAUAAAACAUAGUGCACCUCGAAAGGUAGACCAGUAAUUGUGCUACAUUAUCCGAGAGAUCAAAACAUUUUCCAAAUAUGAAAGCACUGAAAAUGCAGAUUUAAAAAGUGAAAGGCAGAGCUUUUAUUGUUCAAAAUUAUGGAGCCGGACAAGGGAAAGGAGAAGGAAAAGGACAAGGAGAAAGCCCUUGCUCAAGCUCUUUUUGAUCUCUUCACAAAUGUAUCGUCGUUCGUUCAGGGCGAGCUCCAGGUACUCGCCAAAUUCACCUCAAGUUGGCACAAGACGGACCCGCAGGUGCUACACGGGACCCACCCAGACCUGGACCCACACUUGGGCUGGACCAAAGCGGGACACAGGGGCACAAAUAAUCUGUUGGAACUUCUUGAAAAGAUGAACUUACGAACAGCAGAUGAAUAUAACAACUUUGGAGACAUCGCUUCAGGUCUUCGGGUUUUUGUUGAGCAAUUGAAGACAAAAAAUGAGAAUUUCCACGAAUACAUGCAGCAGAUAGAUGAAAUUGAUCAACAAGUGACAGAACUUGAAGCUGUAGUUUCUACGCUCGACAAGUACACCUAUACAUUGGAGAAUAAAGUUCGGUCUGCAUAUGUUGAAUCUCGACCCAAGUGACAAGAAAAGAAUGACGAAAUUCUUAUUUCAAUUAAUUAAUUACAAGAGGUGUAUGAUUGAUCUUUUAUUGCUGCCAGCUGGUUACCAUUUUCUUGUUUUAUUUAAUAUUGCAGCUUGAGGUUGAGUUGAUGACACAACUUAGAAGAAUCGAAUGCACUUAUCUGACAUUUGCAGAUGUAGAAUAAGGGGAAUUGCAAAACAGCCCUGCAAGUCUUCUUAGGUAGAUGUAAGAUAAAUGAUAUGUUGUGCUCUUAAAUUUUAAAUAUGUAUCUCGCAAACUUCAGACACUGCCUUAAGAUUUUCUUGGAAA
Molecule: messenger RNA, 951 nt
Organism: Cryptomeria japonica (Japanese cedar)
Lineage: Eukaryota; Viridiplantae; Streptophyta; Pinopsida; Cupressales; Cupressaceae
Product: biogenesis of lysosome-related organelles complex 1 subunit 2
Exons: 3
Coding region: 153-641 (162 amino acids)
Source: RefSeq, a predicted model, not a curated record